Molecule: messenger RNA, 2598 nt
Organism: Phoenix dactylifera (date palm)
Lineage: Eukaryota; Viridiplantae; Streptophyta; Magnoliopsida; Arecales; Arecaceae
Source: RefSeq, a predicted model, not a curated record
AUGUUAGUUGAUCGUAAUUGGAUGUACCACCGACUUAGUGAAAAUGGUUAUAUAAGAGCUGAGUUCUGUGAUGGAGUUAAAGGGUUCCUUGAGUUUGCAUUUACUCAGUUAGAGUAUUGUAGUGGUGAUAAGAUUAGAUGCCCUUGUAUAAGAUGUGACAAUCAGAAAUUUCUUAACCGUGAUACGGUCAAUGUUCAUCUUUUGAGAAAGGGGUUUACACCGGGGUAUUCAACAUGGUUUGCACAUGGGGAGUUACUUGGUGCAGUUGCUCCUAUAAGUACAAGUGCAGUAGAAGCAUCGACAUCAAUGGAUGUUGGUUGUGAACAUGGUCAGCAAUAUAGAACCAUGGUGAUGGAAGCUAUGGGCCCAGAAGAGGAACUUCAUUUGAGGAGUGCACUUGAAGUUAAUCAUAAGGAAGAGCCAAACAAGGAUGCUGCAGAUUUUUAUUUUUUGUUGAAAGAUGCAGAAGUACCUUUGUGGGAAGGGUGUAAAAAACACUCUAAGUUAUCUGCUAUUAGUCAAUUAUUAAAUUGCAAGUCUGAAUUUAAUAUGAGCAUAUCUUGCUAUGAUCGAAUCAUGAAAAUAGUGAAGAAUAUGUUGCCGGAAAGUGAGAAGCUGCCCCCUGAUUUCUAUCAAUCAAAGAAGAUGCUUCGGAAGUUGGGAUUGGAGUAUACAAGUAUUGAUGUUUGUGAGAAUAAUUGUAUGCUAUUCUAUAAGGAAACAGAGAAUUUGAUUGAGUGUACCAUUUGUGGUCAUCCUCGAUAUAAACUCAGAAGAAAUGAUGGUGGUGGUAGGAGAAAAGAUGUUCCUUAUAGAAGGUUGCGAUAUCUUCCAAUAACACCAAGACUUCAGAGGCUUUUUAUGUCAAGCAGAACGGCUGAAAACAUGUCAUGGCAUGUGAAGGGAGGUGAUUCAGAUGAGAUGGUGCAUCCUGCUUGUGGGGAGGCUUGGAAGCACUUUGACCGCAUUCAUCCAUCCUUUUCUACCGAGCCUCGUAAUGUGAGACUUGGGUUAUGUACUGAUGGUUUUAACCCUUUUAGCCAAUCAGCUCGUCCUUAUUCUUGUUGGCCAGUUUUCGUAACAGUUUACAAUCUUCCAUCAUCAAUAUGUAUGAAACGACCCUACAUUUUUCUAAGUUUAGUCAUUUCUGGACCUAAGAGCCCCGGCAAAAGUAUCGAUGUCUUGCUUAGGCCUUUGAUUGAUGAACUUAAAAUAUUGUGGAAAGUAGGGGUCAGCACUUAUGACAUUUUUAGAAAAGAGAAUUUUCAAAUGAAGGCAGCUUUAUUGUGGACUAUCAACGAUUUUCCUGCAUAUGGCAUGCUUUCAGGAUGGAGUACGCAUGGAAAGUUGGCCUGCCCGUAUUGUAUGGAGAACUCAAAAACUUUUACACUACAACAUGGUGGGAAGACUUCUUUUUUUGACUGCCAUCGUCAAUUCUUGCCCAUGGACCAUGCAUACAGAUACCAAGUUGAUGGUUUCUUCAAUGGUAGAAUAGAGACAGACCCCCCACCUCCUCGACUGUCUGGUGAGGAGUUGAAAAAUAGGGUCUCUGCCUUACCUAAUAUAACUUUUGGUUUGAAAGCCCCUAAGCACACCAUUCCUGAAUUCGGUAAAGAUCAUAAUUGGGUGAAAAGGAGCAUAUUUUGGGAGUUGCCCUAUUGGCAUACACUACUUAUUCGACAUAAUUUAGAUGUCAUGCAUAUUGUUCGAAAUGUGUUUCUCAAUAUAUUUUACACUUGUAUGGAUGUAAAAGGGAAGACUAAAGAUAAUGUGAAAGCAAGGCAAGAUUUAGAGCUGUAUUGCAAGCGUCCUAAGUUGAGGAUUCAAUUUGUUAAUGGAAAGCUAGUUAAGCCUCCAGCUUCCUAUGUAUUGUCCAAAGACCAAGCAAUGGAGGUCUGCGAGUGGGUGAAAGGGUUAAGACUCCCUGAUGGAUAUGCUUCAAACAUAUCGAAGUGUGUUAACCUGGAUGAUUAUAAGUUUUACGGGUUAAAAAGUCACGAUUGUCAUGUUUUCAUGCUGAGAUUGCUUUCAAUUGCAUUCCGUGAAGUAUUGCCAGCACCAGUGUGGAAUGCAUUGACAGAAUUAAGCUGUUACUUUAGAGAUUUAUGCAGCACAACUCUGCGUGUCCGAGAUAUGGAGGUUCUUGAGAAAAAUAUUGUGGUAACUCUCUGCAAACUUAAGAAGAUAUUCCCUCCUGCAUUUUUUGACUCAAUGGAGCACUUACCUGUUCAUCUAGCUUAUGAAGCUAAGGUUGGGGGGCCCGUGCAGUACAGAUGGAUGUACCCCUUUGAAAGGCUUAUGCAUAAUAUAAAGCAGAAGGUAAAGAAUCGAGCAUCGAUUGAAGGUUCUAUUGUCGAGGCUUACAUCAUAGAAGAAAUAUCAACUUUCUGUUCGCAUUAUUUUGAGCCUUCUAUACAAACGAGGUUAAAUCAAGUUCUCCGUAAUGAAGACGAAGGGGAGUUUGAUCUCAUGGAUCGUCCAUCCAUUUUUACUCAUCAAGGUCGGCCUUUUGGGAAACCUUUUGGAAGGCAUUUGACUACUCAGGAGUUUAGUGCUGCUGAAUUAUAUGUUCUUCUGAAUUGUGGAGUGAUUGAUUAA